This is a messenger RNA of Sabethes cyaneus, 3382 nucleotides long. RefSeq lists its product as uncharacterized. Gene Ontology annotation, cellular component: mRNA cleavage and polyadenylation specificity factor complex. The transcript is spliced from 8 exons. The record is from RefSeq and is a predicted model, not a curated record. Gene Ontology annotation, molecular function: protein binding. Bases 63 to 3068 code for a protein of 1001 amino acids. Lineage: Eukaryota; Metazoa; Arthropoda; Insecta; Diptera; Culicidae.
AUAGCUUAAGUUUAUGAACUUAAAAGUUUUUAUUCUAAGUUUACUGGUGAAAAUAUACAAAUAUGGAGUUCUCUCAACCACCGCCAGAUCCAAUGGCGCAGAAUUUCGCUAAUCCUCCGCCAAUAAAUCGGAUACUUAGCUACCAGAAUCCGCAAACCCAGAAACCACAAUACAACAAUUUCUAUCAUCAUCGUCCGUACCAUCAUUUUAAUGGCUUCCGCGGGGGUUUGCCAAUGACGCAGGAUGAUUUCGACGGCAAACGGUUACGGAAAUCGGUGAUGCGUAAAACUGUCGACUACAAUGCGUCCAUCAUCAAAGCUUUGGAGAACCGAACGUGGCAGCGGGACUACCGGGACCGGCAUGGUCUGCAGCCGGAAAAUAUCUACCUCCCCGAGCUGUUGCCUCCACCGAGCUAUAUGGAUAACCCUAUCAAUUCCGUCACAACUCGUUUUGUCAAAACAGCCACCAAUAAGAUGCGGUGUCCAAUUUUCACGCUGGCGUGGACCCCGGAAGGCCGACGCCUGGUAACCGGUGCAAGCUCGGGCGAGUUCACAUUAUGGAACGGACUGACGUUUAACUUCGAGACAAUUUUGCAGGCUCAUGAUGUAUCAGUUCGCACUAUGGUCUGGUCCCACAACGACAACUGGAUGGUGACUGGAGAUCACAGCGGUUUUGUCAAAUACUGGCAAUCCAAUAUGAAUAAUGUCAAGAUGUUUCAAGCUCAUAAGGAGCCUGUCCGCGGAAUCAGCUUCAGUCCAACGGAUACAAAGUUUGCCAGUUGUAGUGACGAUGGAACGGUUCGUGUGUGGGACUUCUUCCGCUGCCAGGAGGAACGCGUACUUAGAGGUCACGGAGCAGAUGUCAAGUGUGUACACUGGCACCCCCAGAAGGCACUGAUCGUAUCGGGCAGCAAGGAUAAUCAGCAACCGAUCAAACUUUGGGAUCCCAAAAGCGGUCAAGCGCUAGCCACUUUGCAUGCCCACAAAUCGACGGUGAUGGACCUCAAAUGGAAUGACAAUGGAAACUGGCUAGUCACCGCAUCCCGUGAUCAUCUACUUAAACUUUUCGAUCUACGUAAUUUGAGCGUAGAAGCGCAAAUAUUCCGUGGUCAUAAAAAAGAAGCAAGUGCUGUGUCGUGGCAUCCGGUGCAUGAAGGAUUGUUUGCUUCGGGUGGAUCGGACGGCUCUAUCCUGUUUUGGAAUGUUGGAACGGAUAAGGAAGUUGGUGGUAUUGAUAAUGCCCACGAAAGUAUUGUUUGGACGUUAGCAUGGCAUCCAUUGGGACAUAUCCUUUGUUCCGGGUCGAAUGAUCACACUAUCAAAUUUUGGACAAGAAAUCGGCCAGGAGACCAAAUGCGAGAUAAAUACAACCUUAACACGUUACCUGCUAGCUUGGCAGGACUGGAAGAUUGUGAAUUGGAUGACCACGUUGUCAUCCCAGGAAUGGGACCAGAGGAUAAGAUCGAUAUAGCGGAUAGUUUGGGCACAAACAACAAUGGUGUGAUUCCUGGCUUAGACUUUGCCAAUGUAACCAACUUCAAUGAAAAGAUGAGGGAAAAGAAGAUCCCUUACAGUAAACCCAUUCCUCGUAACUUCCAAGCUCAGUGGAAUGAAGCUAACAAGUACGAGGAUCACCAUAAUGCAUCGGAAGAGAUAAAGGAUGUAAUAUCUCAAAUAGUCGAACAUAAUACCGUAGUUCCGCAGAGAAAAAUGGCACCAUCUGCUAUCAUUUUAUAUGAUCGCGUAAUCCAAGUACAACCUGGUUCCGAGUUGGAAGGUGCUAUCCUGGACGGCCCGGAUACGCUAAACAGCUUUAUACGGCUAGGCAGGAUACCUGAGCUGCGUGAUGUUUUCCCGCUGAUUGCUGUGGAAGAUUUCAACAAUUUGGAUGAAAGUUGCGCUGAGCUGUUAGCGAGCCGGGCGAAGAUGGAAAUUGAUCCAACGUUUAUUUACAACAAAACUACCACAAUGGAACCGACGGAACCUCCAGAGGCUACAGAACCAUUACUGUCGUCCACGUCGUUAAUGAAACGAAGGACACCACCCCCGCCUCCACCGGACCCAACGGCAGGAAUACCAUCAUUGUUGCAGUUGGAUAUCAAUCCUCCGCCGGAUGUAAUCUUCAAUACGGACGAAGUAGCGGACGAGAUAGCACUUCGAAACAGCAAGAAGGGCAGGGAAAGAGAAAAGCAAAAGGAAAGAGAGCGGAGAGAACAGGAAGAAAAGAUGAAGUUCUGGGCUCAGCACAAUGAGCGAAAUUGGGAUGACGAAGGUAAUGACGAAGAGUUCGAUUAUAAACCGUCGUCGUCACCACUUGACAGAGAAAGCCACAAUACCAACAGUAAUGGCCAGUGGGCCCCGAUCAAGCGUGAAAUAGAUGAAGAGGAUGCUGCAGGUCUCGGCGGUACUACGUGGGAUGCAGAAAAUGAUAGCUCGGCAAACUUCGGUGGUGACGACAGUCGUGACAAACAGAGCAAGGAAGGAAACAAUUUCGGUGCUCAAUCAGGAAGUUUCAACUUCAACCAAGGACAUUUCGAUUCUGCCAACAGUUUUGGAUCUGGUGGUUUUAAUGCUGGCCCCAACAACUUCAGCUCCAGUUCAAAUAACUUCAACAGUAGGCAGAAUAACUUCAGUCAAGGUCCAUUUAUGUCAGAACCACCGGGUAGCUUUAAUUCCGGUAUCAACAGUUUUCCCCAAGGCUCAGGACCAAACAACUUCCCUGCUGCCGGUGCAAAUAAUUUUGUGCCGGGACUUCCCAGCAAUUUUAACCCCAACAUGCCCCCGAACUUUAGUGCGGGACCUCCUCCCAAUUUCAGUGCAGGCCCUCCUGGCAACUUCAGUGCGGGCCCGCCAAUGAGUAAUUUUAACUCUGGACCUCCUCCCGGGGGUAACUUCAAUGCAUUCAACAGUUUUAACAGUGGAAACGGCUUCAACAAUGGUGGUAACAAUUUUGGUUCCAAUCAUGACGACAGUUGGAAUAGAGGCAGCGGGCAUCGUGGUAACCGAAACAAUAUGCGGGGUGGACGCGGUAACCAAAGGGGCUUCCGAGGAGGGAACCGAAGGAAUUAAUAAAGUUCCAAACUACGUUCGAUGUGAACUGAUUUUUCUAAUACUACUAGCUGUAUCUGCUGCUAAGGUAGUCAAGCAGCAUCCGGGUGACAGGAUGGCGAGUAGAGCACGAUAUUUUACACAAAAUCAGUAGAUUUUGUGGAACCGGUUGGAAGUGAUGAAAUCAUUUCAAUAAUUUUCUUGGUCGUAACCACAAUAUGGCGUGUGUAUGAUGAGAUCUUGUAUGUGUGAAAGAGUAAUGUAAUUUAAUUUAACUAAUUAAAUAGAUUUGUAGAAAAUAAAAUUAUGCAUAACGAAUGUUCGAGAAAAAAUAU